Brassica napus (rape) is the source of this 1520-nucleotide messenger RNA. RefSeq names its product serine/arginine-rich splicing factor SR34A. Lineage: Eukaryota; Viridiplantae; Streptophyta; Magnoliopsida; Brassicales; Brassicaceae. Bases 467 to 1321 code for a protein of 284 amino acids. Gene Ontology annotation, cellular component: cytoplasm; nucleus; ribonucleoprotein complex. The transcript has 14 exons. Gene Ontology annotation, molecular function: mRNA binding. The record is from RefSeq and is a predicted model, not a curated record.
ACAUAAGUUGAUGAAUAUUAACAAAACAAACCCUAGAAGAAAAAACUUUCACGGCCGACAUAUCUAUUCUCGAUUCCCGAGUCGCAUUGGCUUCAUCCAGGGGCUAAAGUUCUCCUCCGGCUCUGCUGCUUAGUCCAACUGAUGGCAAGCGCUUGGAACAUGAGCAUUGCAAUGGUUCAUAGGGAUUUAGAGAGGGAAUGGGAGAUCAAUGUUGGACUUGUUUCAUAUUCUGUUUUUUAUUUCAUUAUUAUUGGAGAUUCUUGCUCCAAAAAAUAUUGUGAAGAUCUAGAAAAAAAAUAGAUUUUCUUAUAGUAGCUUGUGGAGCACAUUGGAGCAAAUAAGCAUGUUUGGAGCUUGUGGAGCACUGCUCUCACCAAGGAUUGCUCUCGCUUGGUUUGCUUCAUACAUAUUUUGGGAUGGAAAGCUGUUACACCUCUCUACUUUGUUUUAACAACCUUUGUGAACAAUGAGUGGUCGAUUUUCUCGGUCCAUCUAUGUCGGUAACUUGCCCGGCGACAUUAGGGAGUCUGAGAUUGAAGAUCUCUUUUACAAGUAUGGCCGCAUAGUUGAUAUUGAAUUGAAGGUUCCACCUCGUCCUCCAUGUUAUUGCUUUGUUGAGUUUGAGCAUGCUCGGGAUGCGGAAGACGCCGUCGAUGGCCGUGAUGGCUACAACUUUGACGGCUGUCGCUUGAGGGUUGAGCUUGCCCAUGGUGGUCGAGGGCAGUCUUCAGGUGAUCGUCGUGGUGGAUACCGUGGUGGGGGUGGCUAUGGUGGUGGAGGUGGUGGUGGAUCUGCCCGCUUUGGCGUCUCACGACACUCUGAGUUCCGAGUUAUUGUGCGUGGGCUUCCAUCAUCUGCUUCAUGGCAAGAUUUGAAGGAUCAUAUGCGGAAAGCUGGUGAUGUGUGCUUUGCUGAGGUCACUCGUGACAGUAAUGGAACGUAUGGUCUUGUUGAUUACACCAAUUAUGAUGACAUGAAGUAUGCUAUAAGGAAACUUGAUGAUACAGAGUUCAGAAACCCCUGGGCCAGAGGCUAUAUCAGGGUUAAGAAAUAUGAAAGCUCCCUGUCGAGGAGCCCAAGCAGAAGCAGGAGUCGAAGCCGUAGCCGAGGCCGUGGUCGCAGCCCUAGCCGUAGCAUUAGCAGAAGCAGGAGCCCAAGGAAGGAUCUUAGCAAAUCACCAAGACGUUCCCUUUCAAGAUCGAUAUCAAAAUCUAGAUCCCCAUCUCCCGACAGGAAGAAGAGUCCUCCUAGGGCAAUGUCGAGAUCGAGGUCUAGGUCUCUUUCAAAAUCACCUGCCAAGGUUCGGGAAGGCAGUGAAUGAUUGCUAAAGUUGUCAAGCCAAAGAUGGAACGAGAUAAGACUUGGAGUUUUAUUAUAAAGCUCAAAGUUGUAGUUGGUUUCUCGGUUGAAUACUUUUUUUUUAUUUAUAUGUGCCUACUUUGUGUUUACAACAUGUUAUUUUAGCGGUUCUUUGAAAUAUUUGUGAAACGAUAAUUUCAUCACACUUAACUUUCAUUCUA